This is a messenger RNA of Lactuca sativa (garden lettuce), 1056 nucleotides long. Its product is annotated as GDT1-like protein 5. The record is from RefSeq and is a predicted model, not a curated record. Gene Ontology annotation, biological process: manganese ion transmembrane transport; calcium ion transmembrane transport; Golgi calcium ion homeostasis. Gene Ontology annotation, molecular function: manganese ion transmembrane transporter activity; calcium ion transmembrane transporter activity. Gene Ontology annotation, cellular component: Golgi apparatus. Lineage: Eukaryota; Viridiplantae; Streptophyta; Magnoliopsida; Asterales; Asteraceae.
UCUGAUAUUAUAAAUCUUGAUCGAAACUUUAGAUAUUUUAAGUUUUAUUUGUAGGGAUAAAUGAUAAUCGUUACUUUAUUUAAGAAAACGAUGAAUGAGAUAUUGACAAAGCGUCUUUAGUCAGCAACCCUUUCCAGUUUCCACCAUUAAAAAUGGAGUAAUAUAUACUCUGACGGCCCAUAUACAUUCCACAGACGGCACACUUCCAUCAACUCACUCUCACAGGAAUCUGUUUCACGGCUACCAUUUCCAUAGAUUCGGCUGGGAAUUGGCACAUCACCCCUUCUUCCGCUUCAUCUUCUUCGAAUCAACCCAGCCGAGUCACACUCGCUUCCACUUUUCCUUCCCCACAUCGCAAUCAUGACUUUGUCAAUUGUCCAAGGGUUCAGCAAAUCUCUUGCCAUGACUGUUCUCUCUGAAAUUGGUGACAAAACGUUUUUCGCAGCUGCUAUCUUGGCAAUGCGUUACCCAAGGAGAUAUGUCUUGGCGGGAUGCCUUACAGCUCUCAUCGUAAUGACCAUUCUUUCUGCUGCUGUUGGCAUGGCUGCUCCGAAUCUUAUCUCAAGAACAUUGUCAAAGCAUAUAACCACUGUGUUGUUUUUCGGUUUUGGACUAUGGUCUUUAUGGGAUGCAUAUCAUGAUGGGGAAUCUGAAGAGUUGGCUGAAGUUGAAGCUGAAUUGGAUGCCAAUAUAAAACCAACUAAUUCGGAUAACAAGGCUGAUGAUGAUUUAAAGAAAAAAAAGAGACCAUUGUUGACUCAAUUCUUCUCACCCAUUUUUCUAAAGGCUUUUACUAUAACUUUUUUUGGAGAAUGGGGUGACAAAAGUCAGUUGGCUACAAUUGGUUUGGCUGCAGCUGAGAAUCCAUUGGGUGUUGUUCUUGGAGGAAUCUUAGGGCAAGCAUUGUGUCAAACUGCUGCUGUGUUUGGAGGGAAGAGCUUGGCGACUCAAAUAUCUGAGAGAUUUAUUGCACUAUCGGGAGGAGUUCUUUUCAUUGUGUUUGGACUCCAAUCAUUGUUUUCAAGGGUGGAAUCAUGAUUCCAUUCCAGCUUCUAG